Vicia villosa (hairy vetch) is the source of this 2256-nucleotide messenger RNA. Its product is annotated as type IV inositol polyphosphate 5-phosphatase 9-like. Gene Ontology annotation, biological process: phosphatidylinositol dephosphorylation. Gene Ontology annotation, molecular function: phosphatidylinositol-3,4,5-trisphosphate 5-phosphatase activity; phosphatidylinositol-4,5-bisphosphate 5-phosphatase activity; inositol-polyphosphate 5-phosphatase activity. Bases 266 to 1570 code for a protein of 434 amino acids. The transcript is spliced from 7 exons. The record is from RefSeq and is a predicted model, not a curated record. NCBI's taxonomy places the organism in Eukaryota, Viridiplantae, Streptophyta, Magnoliopsida, Fabales, Fabaceae.
UUCCCACUUGCAUCCAUAUUCAACUAUUGUAAUUAAUAUGUGAUAUCCUUUAAUUAUCAACUAAACAAACAGAAGAAUUCAAAUCACCAAGAAAAGUGUAGACCCAUGUUUUGUAAUAUUGGUUAAACUCUCUUCCACUAGGACAAAGUUCCUAUAUUGAAAUAUAAUUAUGGUGCAUCAUCUUGUACGUCACAUGAAAAGCCUUCCUCUCCUCUUCCCAAGAAUGAUCUCUUCCAUUUAUAUAUAAUCCUUUCUGUUGCAAACCAUGCUGAAGAGAAAAGUCUCUCUCUCACCAAAACUUGUAAAGACAUUCAUUAUAUAUAUGCCAUUUCUAUAUAACAUGUGGCCUACAUUAGUAGCUAAUAAGAUACUCAAAAAGAGACUAGGAAGCACCAAUUUUGUAGCAGAUAAUCCUAGUUUUGAUGAACCCUUGUUGAAUUAUGCAGACAUUGAUCUUACUCCUGAAACAGUUCUUAAUCAUCACAAGGAGAAACACAAAUCCAAGAUAUUUGUUAGUACAUGGAACGUAGGUGGGAUUGCACCAGAAGAAGAUCUAAAUAUUGAUGAUUUGUUGGAGACAAACAACAACUUUUGUGACAUCUAUGUACUUGGGUUUCAAGAAAUAGUGCCUCUAAAAGCUUCAAAUGUUUUAGGAUCAGAAAACACUGAAAUUUCCAAUAAAUGGAAUUCCAUAAUCAGAAAAGCUUUGAAUAAGGAUCAAAGUGAAUCUCCACAUGAUGAUUUCCAAUGUAUAAUUAGCAAACAAAUGGUUGGAAUAUUCAUAUCUGUAUGGACAAAAGGAGAUAUUCGUCCAUUCAUUCAACAUCCAAGUGUUUCAUGCAUAGGUUGUGGAAUAAUGGGAUGUUUAGGAAACAAGGGUUCUGUGACAGUGAGAUUUCAAUUAAAUGAAACAAGUUUCUGCUUUGUGUGUAGCCAUCUAGCUUCUGGUGGCAAAGAAGGAGAUGAAAAGUGUAGAAAUUCUAAUGUUGCUGAAAUUUUUUCUAGGACUACUUUUCCUAGAGGUCCUUUACAUGAUUUGCCAAGAAAUAUUCUAGAUCAUGAUCAUGUAAUAUUGCUUGGAGAUUUAAAUUAUAGGAUUUCUCUACCAGAAGAAACAACACGCUUACUUGUUGAGAAAAAGGAGUGGGAUUCCUUAUUAGAAAAUGACCAACUAAUGAUGGAGCUAAUGAAUGGCAACAAUUUAAGAGGGUGGCAUGAAGGACCAAUCAAAUUUGCACCUACCUAUAAAUAUUGUCCAAAUUCAGAUAUAUAUUAUGGUUGCUGUUGUCAUGGAAAAAAGAUAGAAAAGAGAAGAGCACCAGCAUGGUGUGAUAGAAUAGUAUGGUAUGGAAAGGGUUUGAAGCAACUUGAGUACACAAGGAGUGAAUCAAAACUAUCAGAUCAUAGGCCUGUUAGGGCAAUAUUUACAGCAGUGGCAAGGGUUUCAUCAGAGGUCAAAAGCUUAAAGAGCUUGUCACUAUCAGAAAGAUUUGAGCAAAUUAAAACUCCUUUUGAAGUUUCCACCACUGAUAAACUUGUAUGUAGAAAACAAUUAAGCUUCCGGUUGUGAAUUAAUCAUAGUGUGAUUAUGGACAUAAAUUAAUGUGUAUAAAUGAGAAGAGAGAAUUAGAUUUUGAGUGGAAAAGAAAGUGGGAAAGUUGUUACAAAGGGUAUAAAGUUUUUUUUGUUGCUGAGGAGUAUACAGUGUAGUUGGUUGUUGUUGAAUUAUGUAGAUAACAUGUUAUUAUAAUGUGAAAGAUGUUGCAACUUGAAAGUUUAAACACUACAGUCCCAAUUGAAUGAUUUUAUGUAUCUUGAAGCUUAAAAUUAAAAUAUCAUCUAGUGUCCACUCCAAAUUGAUUAAACAAAAUUUUCUUCUAGAGUGCAACUGAGAAUCAAAUAAAUGGGAGGAUACAAACUCAUUUGUUAAUCAUGAUAAUAAACAAAAAGUAAAACACCUCUUCCAAUAAGACCUGAGUUAUAAAUUAUAUGCCAAUUAUUGAGCUAGUUGGAAGGACAUUAAUUGGUCAUAAUAAUAUUUUUAUAAUGAAGGCUGAAAAAAAACAGAUUUUGAUAGCAAUCUAAGUAUGAGUAUUGAUUUUUAUAUAUAAAAUUUGGUUGAUUAAUCUAUCCUUUAGCAUAUUAGAUUAUAGUCAAUCUCUUGGUUUUCUUGUUCUGGUGGUUUUGUCUCCAACUAGUCAUGUUCAUUCAGAUGCCAUUUCAAUUCCUGAGAGAUCUAAGGUUGUUGGUUUUUCU